Chara braunii is the source of this 6535-nucleotide messenger RNA. NCBI's taxonomy places the organism in Eukaryota, Viridiplantae, Streptophyta, Charophyceae, Charales, Characeae. The record is from the annotation of a GenBank genome assembly.
GAGCUCUUUUUUCCGGGGUAGCACUGGAGGCAUCUAUGGCACCAUGGCAGUGCCCGCCCCUAUGACACAGCAUGCAGUACGUGGCUUUGACCAGCAGGCAAUGCAGGUGCUGACUCCAGAGUGUGCGCCCGGCUCACUGGGUUGCCCAGACCCAUUCAGCUGGGUCAAAAGCAAGCUGCCAAGUCCAAGCCCACCAGUCCUUCGGCGUAACACUCGUCGUGGUCAAUCGACAGAGUUAUCCAGUCUCAUUCAGCCACUUCCAUUACAGGAUGAUAUCACAGACUUGCUUCCGAUAUCUCCAGUGGACACUACAGCAAAGGGUAAUGGUGGGAGGAUCGGCCCAGGGGAGGAUCCCUUUGGUGAAGAAGGGCAACGUAUAUUUAACUGGUUCAGGAACACCAGUGCCACCAUAAUGACACGAAGUAAAUCUGCAGAACUCAGGCGGAGAUUCGAACAGGCGUGCAACAACAAUUCUCCAACAACGUUCACAGGACUUCUGAAUCAAGCAGGAAAACCUCCAGAAAGUUCAUGGUCUGCUGAUCUGAAAAGGACUCUGAAUUUACGUAAGGUGACUUGGCCUACACCCACUCCCACACAAGCUCCCGUUACUCCCACGAAGUCGGCAUUCACACCAGAGGAGGCACAGCAUGAGAGCUUGGAUUCCAGAGUUAGCACCCCCCCGGCUGGGGUGACAGAGGCUCAACCCCCCGCUGUCAUACCACCCGCGACCUUUACUCCUGAAGCGAUCCCACAAGCACUUCCAAUAACGCAAGUCACAGCAUCGCAAACUACAUCGCAGGCAUCAUUGAAAACGAAGACACAUAGUGUGGCUCGGCAUGUGGUAUCCCCUAAUUGCCCAAUCCAUGGGCACCUUGCUCAAAAGAACCUCCCAGUGACCGGUGGAGGGAAUGGCAAGAGUGGCUCAGCAGGUGCACACAGCGGGCUUGGACCAAGAACGCCCGGACACGCUGUUGCACUAAGCGGUGGGGGAGGAGGGGCAGCAAUACCUGGCGCAACCGUGGAGAGUGCAGGAGGAGUUUUGUCGGGGGCUGGAGGAUCACCUCCUCGGUCCUUGGUGACGGGGAGUGCACACUGUGUGGAGUCGAACAGCGAUGCUCAGACUUCACUGGCCAAGCGUGCUCUGGAGAAUGGGGACAAGCCCGUCGAUCAGCCGCCUCGGAAACGGCCUUCCCUUCUUAAGGAGGGAGUUCAGGCAUAUUUCCGCUUAGAGAAAGAGGGGAAAGUGGAGAAGGUCCUCCACUCCCUGACUCUCCUCGUAGAAGACAACCUCCCAUUUGAGAUUGUCUUGGGAAUGGAUUGGGGAGAGGCAGCCGGGGCGACGCUCCAUCUCAAGGAGCACGAGUGUAGGCUCCCUAGUUCCUCAGGCGAGGCUAAGACUGCCCGCCUGUUCCAUUUGUCAGGGGUAGAGAAUUCCUUGGCGCAUUGCUGCCUGAGUGCCCCCGCGUUCGCCAGAUUAGUGAAGAAGGAGAAAUUGAAUGAGCAGGUCUUUGUUGCCUAUGUGAGGCCAGUGACUGAGCCUACGGAAGAAAAACCGAUGGACCCUGCGAUUGCCAAGCUGCUGGAAGAGUUCAAAGACCUAACCGAGCCGCCGAUAGGAGUGGUACCGCGGCCCAUCCAGCACCGUGUUGAGAUAGAGCCUGGCAGUAGGACUCCUAAGGGCGCUGUAUAUAGGAUGUCCCCACGGGAGUUAGAGGAGCUUCGCAAGCAGUUAGACGAGCUCCUCGAGAAGGGUUGGAUUAGGCCCAGUUCGUCCCCUUUMGGAGCGCCUGUUCUCUUUGUUCCUAAGAAAGAGGGAGAGCUGAGAAUGUGCAUAGACUAUAGGGGUCUGAAUGCUAUUACAGUGAAGAAUGUUGAGCCACUGCCGAGGAUAGACGAUCUCUUAGAUCGAGUGCAGGGGGCCAAAUAUUUCUCUAAGGUAGAUUUAAAGUCCGGAUAUCAUCAAAUAGAGGUACAUCCUGAUGAUCAGUAUAAGACAGCUUUUCGGACUAGGUACGGGCAUUAUGAGUUUAUAGUGAUGCCCUUUGGACUAACCAACGCGCCAGCUACGUUCCAGCGCUGUAUGAAUGAUUUGUUUAGGCCAUGGUUAGACAGAUUUGUCGUAGUUUAUCUAGAUGACAUUCUCGUGUUUAGUAGGACCCUCGAAGAGCACCAGGGUCAUCUCAGGCAGGUCGUGGAGAAGCUGAGGGAAGCUAACUUCAAGAUCAAUGCAAAGAAGUGUGAUUGGGCGAAGACACAAGUUUUGUAUUUAGGCCACGUCUUAGACGAAGAUGGCGUUAAGCCAGAGGAUAGCAAGAUCGCAGCGAUUAGAGAUUGGCCCACGCCAUGUACGUUGACAGAGUUGCGCUCGUUCCUGGGCUUAGCUAAUUACUACAGGAAGUUCGUGAGGAACUUCUCCACCAUCACUGCGCCCCUUCGCAGAUUGUUGAGGAAGGAGACCAUCUGGAAGUGGGAUAAGGACUGCAMGUCUGCCAUGAAGAAGUUAAAGCAGGCAUUAAUAGAGUAUCCARUCCUUAAAGUCGCCGAUCCGUCCUUGCCUUUUGUCGUUACUACGGAUGCUAGCCAGUACGGCAUAGGUGCAGUGUUACAGCAAGACGAUGGCAAUGGCUAUAGACCCGUAGAGUUCAUGUUCGCCAGGAUGCCUUCAGAGAAGGUCGCGACAUCUACCUACGAGAGGGAACUCUACGCUCUCAGGCAAGCGAUAGGCCACUGGAAGCACUACUUGCUUGGGAGGCACUUCAAAGUCUAUUCUGACCAUGAAACAUUACGAUGGUUAAGGACGCAGGCCAAGAUGACACCUAAGCUUACUAGGUGGGCCGCAGAGAUAGAUCAGUACGACUUCGAGCUCAAACCUGUCAAAGGGAAGUACAACGUAGUCGCGGAUGCUCUGAGUAGAAGAGCUGAUUAUUUUGGGGCAAUAGUACAUUACCUCGAUAUAGAAAAGGAUCUGCAGCAGCAGGUUAGAGGAGCCUAUGCGCAAGACCCUAUCUAUGUGACCGAGAAUGUUGCAGAACAACAACAGGGAGCAGGUUCAACUGGACAGGUGCCGUCUACAAACUACCAGUCCAGCUUGGAGCGAACAGAGUCAAUAACUGCUGAUAAUAUUGUUGGCAACAAGGGUCCUGAAAAUAAAGGCCGGACAAACGCAGAAGAAAAGAAGAAGCUCCGUCAAGAGCGGCUAAAGAGACGAAUAGAGGCUAAAGAAAGGUGUCCGAAUUGUGCAAAGGGAAUUCCUGAGACUUUGGUGGAUGCAAGAAAGAAAAUCAGUGAGCUGGAGAAUCAACUGAGUGGCCAAAAGCGGUAUCAAGAAUUCAUGAAUAGGAUGGAUUCAGAAAAUACAAAGGUCAUUGAUGAGUUGAAAGAUAAGGAGAAAGCACUGCUGGCAAAGAUCAAGAAACUUGAACAGAAGGUUAAGGAUCUUGGUGGCAGUUUGGAAGACACGGUGACUGAUCAUGCAAAUGAGUUGGCGAAGGAGUUCGCCAAACUCGGUGGUGCGUUGGUCUUCGCACGAAGGGACACACAGGGAUGUCAGGCGGAAAUAGAGCAGCAAGCCACUGCAAUGGACACGGACGGGGAGACAGAUAAAGGCACUGCAAUGGACAGAGGAGGAGACAGAUGAAAUGACCGCAAUAGACGGAAGGCGGCGUGGAUGUAAAGAGGGAAGCAGAAUUGAAAUGUUGGCUUAGAUUAUCACCAAGUCUGUUGGACGCAUGCCAUGAAGCUCAAGGUGGAGGGAGGUAGAGCGGUCCAACUUGAAAGUUUUGUAAGUUUGGCGAUGGGUGGAGAGAGAGGCGGGAAGCCGUGCACGUUUGUGAAUUUGCUCUGACAUGUUGAUGUUCAGAGAAUGGACAUGAAUUGUCGUCACACACGCUAAUUGGGAAGGAAAAGUAAUCACCAUUACCCACACACAUCGACCUUUUUUCUGUAAGGAGUACUGAUGAUUAUAGAGAGUCAAAAGGAGGGUCUGUAGAAGAAGAAGAAGAAGAAGAAGAAGAAGAAGAAGAAGAAGAAGAGGAAGAAGAAGAAGAAGAAGAAGAAAGAGAGUCGAAGGAGGAGGGUCGUUGGUUGUCAGAACCCUUUGGAGAAUCUGGUUGCUUGGACAGAUCUCCUCAGCUUGCUGGGUGAUCAAGGGGAUGCCUGAAAACAGGCAGAAGGGAGAUGGAGAGCUCAUAGAGCCAGCGGCUGUAGAGUCUCUUUUCUCACAGGGUUGGGACUCAGGAGUGUAUCAUAGAAGCAGGCUGGAAUUCCCAGGUGCCGCUGCGGGGUGCUGCGAAGGGUUGGGGGUCUUGCCUAUCUUCGAGGCAUUGCAGAACCCUCCAGGUUAUCGGCUCUGUCGAGACACUGGCUCAUGCUAGGCCCCUCAAGCUGGUAGAGAGCUCAUAGGGACAGCAGCUGUAGUCUCUUUUGUCGUGGGGUUGGGGAGUUUAUCGUAGAGCAAGCUGGAGUACCCAGGUGCCGCUUGCGGGUGCUGCGAAGGGGUGGGGGUCUUUGCAGAACCCUCCAGGUUACUACGCUUUUCAUCUCCACUGGCUCAUCCUACACCCAACAAACAGGUGGAGGGCUGAUAGAGACGCCGGCUGUAGUCUCUUUCCUCACGGGGUUGGGACUAUAUCGUAGAGCAGGCUGGGAUCCCCAGGUGUCUCAUGGGGUGCUGCAGAGGGGUGGUGGUGUUGCAUAUCUUCAAGGCAUUGCAGAACCCUCCAGAUCUCUGAAUAUUUCUUCUCCAAUGGCCCAUCCUUACACCCCUCACACCUGUCCACCUAACCCCCCCUGCCCUCUCCCGUACCCCCUUAUAACACCAGUUAGCCCAAAGCUAAGUCAAGAGCUCAUAUCGACGGAGUCGUUUGGCCGCGCUCGUACCAAUUUACGCCGUAAGGCCAUGAUGCUUUGGGCCCAGUAGUGAACGUUGAAGGCCACUCCGAAAAGAGGUAGCUUUGUCAGCUUCGGCUCAUGUCAACUGGUGGCUUAAACUGGUCUGAGAGGGUGCGCUCCUGCUUCCCCCUCUGACCUUCAGUGUUUGUGGCAUUCUGACAGUGCAUCCUUCUCCCAGCGACUCUGCCAAUCCGGUGUGCUCUGCUGUGCUCUGCUGUGCUACCAUCCGCCACGGAGGACAUCUCUGGCGAUCAGGUGUGCUCUGCUGUGCUGACUGCAAUGCCAUCCCGCACCGAGUACAUUUGUCAGUUUGCUUCACCAGCUGGAGCUUCCUUCUGUCAUUUCGUUUCUUCGCACACUCUCUCGCAAGUCCAUUGCGUAACUUGCGUUGUGUUUUUCUUUGGGGGGGAGGGGCGGUGUGUGUCAUUCUUGUGGAGGAAAAUUCUGGCUGGUUCCUAGAUCAUGUGUAUUCAUGCUGCAGUCAACAAAACACCAGCAUUUGUGGCCAGAAUAGGUAUCUUCACAGUGGUGAAAUAAUGUUCGCAUGCACACGCAGACAGCCUACCAGUAGUGGCGAGAUCUUGCUUGUGCAUGCAGCUGUAUUGACUUGCUGUCGUCAUCAGCUUUUGCUGUCACCCACUCCCGAUACGUUUCUGUCUACUUUCCAUACGUUCGUUGCAGCUCUCCCCAUUUCGUUCUCUCAGUAGUCGCAGUUAGGUACACAUGUCUUGCCUCUCGCCUUUGUACAGAUGUCCAUGGCAUGCCAAAAUAACCCCCCCCCCCCCCCACUCAUUUGCCGGUGGCCCUGCAGCGGAUGAGGAUCGCAGAACCUCAUUUUUGCUCCCUGGUUCUUUUGUUGUCAUCCUCUCCCAGACAUUGUUUUCUCUUUCACCUUGUAAUCCUUUUUUUUUUUUUUUUCUUGGCACCAUUUUUGGGGUUUCAUGAUGGUGAUUGUAUAAAAUAGUUACUACAUGGAUGUACCUGUACGUAAACACAGCCACAUUCACACACACACACGCACACACACACACACACACACACACACACACACACACACAAACAAGCCUCAUACUCUACUGCAGGCGGACGUCUAUCACCCUGUAUUGCCAGAGAGGCAUCAGUCUGUUCUUAUAGGUGUUAGUGGACAGGUGUUGUUAGCAAGGCCUUCCAUGGCAAACCAGCCAGCCAGGCUUCUGGUAGGUGGCCAGUUAGGUUCUUUUAACCACAGUUAAGGUGGCCGGUAGCUUAUGGUUGGUCGGUUGGUUGGUUGGUUGGUUGGUUGGUUGGUUGAUGUGCUAUUCCCUUUCAGCAUUUAGUACCCUCAAGAAGGAUCACUGUCAUCCUGUGGCUAGUACCUAGAGGGAUAGGUUGGCUUUUGUUUGUUUGUUUUUCCCUCUGAAACGGCGGCGGGCGUGAGAUAUCAUCUUUGAUCUGACCGGCCCGGCAAACUGGUUGAUCUGGGUUCGAACUACUAGGGUCCUUAUAAGCACCUUAUUUCAGCAGUUCAGGGGUUGUACAAACCGAGCAAGGCUCGGUGGUGGUGGGAUUGGGUGGAGCCUAUUUAAAUAGACAGGGAGAGCAAGGGGGGUGUAAUGAUGAAAGUUUUUUUUUGUUUUUUUUUUAAUGAUAAAAGCUUUAGGGGUGU